This is a messenger RNA of Adineta steineri, 2700 nucleotides long. The record is from the annotation of a GenBank genome assembly. Lineage: Eukaryota; Metazoa; Rotifera; Eurotatoria; Adinetida; Adinetidae.
AUGGGAAAUAAGAACUCAACAACUAAUACCUCAUUCAGUAAUGCAAAAUAUGUUAACUCAGUACCUGAUCUCUCCACGAGUGCAACUGCAGAUCGACGUAUGGACAUGCAAAGAAUGCAAAAUGUUCUCCUUAUUUGGUUGGACAACAAUAUCAAUGAAAAUAAUACUGAUUGUACCAAUACAAUCAAGCAAUUAAAACGUGUAGUUAACAACAUAAACACGUUUACUGAUAGUAAUCAAUGUGCUGAAUUUAUUCAAACCAUUACUAACAACAAGAUAUGUAUGAUUGUUUCUGGUUCACUUGGGAAACAUAUUGUGCCUCAUGUGCAUGAUAUGUCUCAAGUGGAUACCAUUUUUAUUUUUUGUAACAAUCCAGAAUCGCAUGAACAAUGGACCAAACAAUGGCCUAAAAUAAAAGGAAUCUUCACAGAGAUAACAUCAAUUUGUGGCGCUCUCAAACUAGCUGCUCAUCAAUGUGAGCAAAAUGCCAUCUCAAUCAGCUUUGUGGCAUCAAACAAGAAAUUGGAUCAAUUAGAUCCAUCAUUCAUGUAUACUCAAAUCUUGAAAGAGAUCCUAUUAACUAUCGACUUCGAAGCUGAACAUAUCAAAGAAUUUAUUACUUAUUGUCGUAAAGCAUUUGUCGAAAAUGAGUAUGAUUUACAAAAUAUUGAAAAACUGGAACAUGACUAUCAUGAUCAAACAUCCAUUUGGUGGUAUACUUAUCAAUAUUUUUUAUAUUCGAUGCUCAAUCAAGCAUUAAGAUCAAUGGAUGUUGAUAUUAUUGUUCGAAUGGGUUUCUUUAUUAAUGAUCUACAUCGUGAUAUUCAACGACUACAUUCGGAACAAUUUGAUGAUCAACAAUCUGGUACAACGUUUACACUUUAUCGUGGGCAAUGUCUUUCAAAAAAAGAUUUCAUCGAAAUGACGAAAACUAAAGGUGGACUUCUUUCAUUUAAUAACUUUUUAUCAACUAGUAGAAAUCGUGAUGUUUCUCUCUGUUUCGCACCACAAGCUGGUACAAGUCCUGAUCUUGUUGGAAUUUUAUUUGUUAUGUUAAUUAAUCCGACUCAUUCAACAACUCCAUUUGCUUCUGUUGGUGGUGUUAGUUAUUUUCAUACAGAAGAUGAAGUUCUCUUUUCUAUGCAUACUAUUUUUCGCAUUGGAGAUAUUAAACCAAUGGAUGAAAAUAAUCAUCUCUAUCAAGUGAAUCUAAUAUUGACCACUGAUAAUGACCAAGAUCUUCGUACUCUUACUGAUCGUAUACGACAAGAAACCUUUCCUGAUUCUAAAGGAUGGUAUAGGUUAGGAUUAUUGCUAAUGAAAAUGGGUCAAUUUACCAAAGCUCAAGAAAUUUAUCAAGUUUUACUUCAUCAAACAACAAAUGAGAGUGACAAGGCACCAAUUUAUUAUCAACUAGGUUGGAUCAAAUGUAAUCAAGGAGAAUACCAAGAAGCACUUUUAUCUCAUGAAAAAGCUCUUAUAAUUCGACAACAACUACUUCCUUCCGAUCAUCCUGAUUUGGGAGAUUCCUACAACAAAAUUGGUGGAGUGUGUUUCAGCAUAGGUAAUAAUUCAAAAGCACUUUCUUAUUAUGAAAAAGCUCUUACGAUACGACAACAAUCACUUCCUUUCAACCAUCCUGAUUUGGGUUCUUCCUAUAACAAUAUCGGUAAUAUGUAUUACAGUAUGGGUGAUUAUCCAAAAGCACUUUCUUACUAUGAAAAAGAUCUUGCAAUUGGACAGCAGUCACUUCCUCCCAAUCAUCCUGAUUUGGCUAUGUCCUACAAUAACAUCGGUAGUGUGUAUGAUAGUAUGGGCGAUUAUCCUAAAGCACUUUCUAAUUAUGAAAAAGCUCUUACGAUACGACAACAAUCACUUCCUUUCAAUCAUCCUGAUUUGAGUUCUUCCUACAACAAUAUCGGUAAUUUGUAUUACAACAUGGGUGAUUAUCCAAAAGCACUUUCAUCUCAUAAAAAAGCCCUUGCAAUCGAACAGCAAUCAUUUCCUACUAAUCAUCCUGAUUUGGCUAAGUCCUAUAACAAUAUUGGUAUUAUGUAUAAAAUCAUGAGUGAUUAUCCAAAAGCACUUUCAUCUCAUGAAAAAGCCCUUGAAAUUCAACAACAACUACUUUCUUCCGAUCAUCCUGAUUUGGCAAUGUCCUAUAACAACAUCGGUAGUGUGUAUGAUAGCAUGGGUAAUUAUCCUAAAGCACUUUCAUCUCAUAAAAGAGCCCUUACAAUUCGACAACAAUCACUUCCCUCCAAUCACCCCGAUUCGGCUAAGUCUUAUAUCAGCAUCGGUAAUGUGUAUUACAGCAUGGUUGAUUAUUCAAAAGCACUUUCUAAUUAUGAAAAGGCCCUUAGAAUUCAGCAACAGUCACUUCCUUCCAAUCAUCCUGAUUCGGCUAAGUCCUGUGGUAGUAUCGGUAAUGUGUAUUACUGCAUGGGUGAUUAUUCAAAAGCACUUCUUAAUUAUGAAAAAGCCCUUGCAAUUCAACAACAGGCACUUCCUUUCAAUCAUUCCGAUAUAGCUAUUUCCUAUAACAAUAUGGGUUUAUUGUAUGAGAAUAUGGGCAACUAUCUAAAAGCUCAUUCAUUUUACGAGCGUGCUGUACAAAUUGGACAACAUUCAUUACCAUCAAAUCAUCCUUAUCGUCAAAUAUAUAGGAAAAGGCUCGAAGACAUGAAACAGAAAUUAUAA